This is a messenger RNA of Cephus cinctus (wheat stem sawfly), 3298 nucleotides long. It is a transcript of the gene retm, whose product is annotated as protein real-time. The coding region runs from base 310 to 2394 and encodes 694 amino acids. The transcript has 16 exons. Lineage: Eukaryota; Metazoa; Arthropoda; Insecta; Hymenoptera; Cephidae. The record is from RefSeq and is a predicted model, not a curated record. Gene Ontology annotation, cellular component: cytoplasm.
UCUGUGUAUAAACGGUUGCCUACGUACAGGCACACCCAAGCUACGUAAAGCCUAUCGCGGCGUACUGUCGCGGACUUUUCGAACGGACCUUAAGGCUACAGCUGCUACUUCGUCCAUCUGUAAAGGAACCUUGUGGUAACGUCAGAUUUCCUGACAAGUGAUUGUAACCAACGACCUUAACGAAUUCCAGAGGAAAGUAUCCAUCAUCAGAAGAACUCAUUCGGCCCGUGGGAAGGAGUCGCUACAUUUAUCCGAGGACAGGAUUGUAUAUUUUUUAGUGAAACAUCAAGUUUUUGACGCUUUUUGAAGAUGGUGCAGCAAUAUCAAUCGCCCGUUCGAGUCUACAAACAUCCCUUCGCUCUUGUUAUGCUGGCAUACGAGAAGCGAUUCCCCACCUGCCCACAAAUUCCAGUUUUUGUUGGCUGCGAAAUCACUCUGGAUGAGGAAAGUCAAGGGGGAGCAAUUAGAACUACUGAAAGGAGGUGUAAACUUAAUGUUGAGGCUCCAUACAUUUUAAAAAAGAUUAUUGGCGUAGAUUUUGUUUAUUUCAUCCAAAGGAAUGUUUUGGAUCGUAGAAGCAGUAUUUUAGAAAUUGAAGCAUUUAACGAAAGCUUCUCUUCCCGUGUGAGCGUGAUAGAAAAAUGUCGCUAUUUCGUUCAUCCUGAAAAUUCAGAAUGGACUUGCUUCGAACAAACAGCAAGUUUAGAUAUAAAGAAUUUCUUUGGAUUUGAGAACUCGAUGGAAAAACUCGCUAUGAAGCAAUACGCUCAAAAUAUUGCCAAAGGAAAAGAGAUAAUCGAAUAUUUUGUAAACCAAUUAAAAGAAGAAGGAAUUACCUACGUAGCACCCUGGGUAGAUCCACUUAAGCAAAUUGAUUUGAAGGAUGAGAAUUUAGAAAGUGUUCAAGAAGAGGACAAAGAGAAAAAAGAGCUGUGCGUUGCUGAAACAAAAUUACCAAGUACUCGAGAUAUGCAAUUAUCUUCAGAUUACAUAGAACGUUAUUUGGGAAAACUGGACAUGAUGCAAGAGAGUCGACUGGUUCAAUUGCGUCAUAGCAUAGAAGAACUUCGUGGCAGUUCAGUCCCACCUGAUGCAACGUUACUCCGUUUCUUACGCGCCAGAGAAUUCUCCGUGGAGAAGGCGAGGGAGAUGUUGACGCAGUCCUUGCACUGGAGAAAGAAGCAUCAGGUAGAUCGCCUGUUGGAAGAAUACGAGGCGCCACAAGUAGUCAAGGAUUACUUUCCAGGAGGCUGGCAUCAUUUUGACAAAGACGGUAGACCACUCUAUGUUCUACGACUUGGCCAAAUGGAUGUCAAGGGUCUCUUGAAGAGUAUCGGAGAGGACGAAUUGCUUCUAUUGGCUUUACACGUUUGCGAGGAAGGUCUCUCGUUAAUGGAUGAAGCCACGACGGUAUGGGGACACCCAGUUUCGCAAUGGUCGCUUCUUAUUGAUUUAGAGGGAUUAAAUAUGCGACACUUAUGGAGACCUGGCAUUAAGGCUCUACUUCGUAUCAUUGAAAUUGUCGAGGCAAAUUAUCCAGAAACGAUGGGCAGAGUCCUAAUUAUACGUGCACCACGUUGCUUCCCAAUACUCUGGACAUUGAUAAGCACCUUUAUCCAUGAGAAUACACGAAACAAGUUUGUAUUUUAUUGCGGCACCGAUUACCAGGAACAAGGCUCGGGUGGAUUACGAGAUUAUAUCAAUCCGGACUUCAUUCCUGACUUCUUGGGUGGACCGUCUGAGGAAGGAGUUUGUGAGAUCUACGGUAUGGUACCACAACGAUUUUACAUAUUCGACAUGACAGCAGCCACUACUUACAUCGUCGAGGGUGGCGUCGUUCCCAAGAAUUUGUACAGACUUGACCUGGAAACUACAUCCAGUGAGCACGAACAUAGUCUUUACCACUCUAUUAGCUUGAGCCGUGGUCAGUCACAUCAUGUUGUCAUCCACUGCGAUGACCCAGGUGCUGUUCUUACCUGGGACUUUGACGUUAUGAGACACAAUGUUCUCUUCUCUGUUUUACAUCAUACUAAGGAUAAUGAAAUUGAUAGAAACCCAGCCAACUCUGAGGUACCGAGUCCAUCAGAACUUGAACUAGCUAUGACCAAGGAAUGGAAAGAAGGCGUCGAUUGUGUUAAAGUUGAACCCAGUGUGAUUUGCCACGACGGAGAAAGCAUACAGGGUACUCAUAUAAUGCAAGAGGCAGGUCUUUACAUCCUGCAAUGGCAACAUCAAGAGGAACCUGGAGAAUUUUUACCAUCUAUAAGUUCUCAUAAGGCUCAGCUUAUGUAUUUCUACGAAACACUGCCAUCGGUUCACUACAAAGGAUCUAUGAUGAGCCUACAAUCAGCCGUAAGUGGCCGGUCUAUUGCCAGUUCAUCACUGUCCAGAUGAGAAGUCAAAAAGGCGAAUGGAGCAAUGACGGCUCAAUCAACUUCGCAAGAUAAUACAAAGCAGGACUAAAAAAAGAAAAUGUUAACUAUGGUUAUAUGUUAUUUGGGUGGUGAGACAACGUAGACCUGAUAAAAAAUUAUUUUCAUAAGCAAUCGUAACAGAACUAGCAAUAAUCUGUUGAAUCAUUCCGUCUGAGAAAGAGAGAGUGGAGAAUUUUAAUAGGCAAAAUGAUAUCCGAUUUUGUCAUCAGUUAUGCAGGAUACUUGUCUAGUAUUUUCAAGCAUUUAGUAUUCCUAAUGUAUGUCAAUACUUUCUGAGCAUCACAUUAAUUCCACGGGAACUCAGUAUUAGCAGUUAAUAAUAUAGAGAAGACUAGAAUCUAGCUCUCCUAUAUGCAAAUCGAUAUUCUUUGUUAGAUCUUUUAGCAUGUGCGUAGUUGUCAAUUGCAGAAUUGUAUUCCUGCUAUCGUACACUGCAUCUUUAUUUUUAAUACGAAUGCUAUUAAUGCUGUGCCGAAGUCUAUUUUCGUAAAAGCCUAUAUAAAUGAGACGAUAUAAAAAAAGAUGAAAUAGUAUGAAAAAAAAAAAACAUGAAUUUUAUGAUCUUGAGGACAAAUUGUAUAUAUACAGAUAUUAUAUAUGAAUAUUGUGAGAUAUAUUGGUGUAGAUACGUCGUAUGAAUAUCUUUAGAUAUUUUUGUGCUUGUUCGGUGUCAGGUACAUUGAUAGAAAUACCAAUGCGUGGUAAUUUAGAGAUUUAGGGAAUAAAAAAGUGAAAAUAUGAUUUAUGAACAAAACAAUUGUAGCGUCCAAUAUCUAUAACGACAGGUCUCGCUUACAGGGAUCUGAUAUAAGCAUAAUUUAUCUGUAAAUAAAAUGUAUCCGCCGUUGAUUAUUCAGUAGGAA